AUGUCCGCCAGCAGUUCACAAAGGGCGCAGAGUCUCGUGGAAGUAGAAAGCGGUGCCAAUGGAUCGCUCCCAAAGAACGGUGAACAGCACAAGGUUCAUCCAGAUAAAUAUUAUCAGCCCCGUCGAAUUGCAGGACGUUGUGACUUGACAGAAUUACUGAAAUACUUGACGGAUCACCGGAAGCAGCUCGGUCCAGCUCGAAUUUUCAGAUCGCUCAGGGCAGCACUGUAUACAGGAAGUGAAUAUGACCCGCAGAAAGCGUGGAGAAUUUAUGAAGCAAUGGUUCAAUUGGACGUGGUACAUCUCAUGCGCAUCAAUCAUUACGGUCAAUUGCUCAAUAUUCUAAAGUACGAAACGGGUCCAAAUGGUCUCAAGCACAUGUUGGUCGUGGCGGACCAAAUCAAGAAGGCACACAAGGAUGGUAUUCUCAGCAUCAGCUCCAUGUGCUGCUCACAAAUUUUAUACGGUAUGGCAAGGCACGGUGAAGUACGAGAAGCGAUCAAUUUCAUUCGUUACAUGAGAGAGAUCGGUGUGACACCCUCCACCACGCACUACACAUCGUUGGCACUCGCCUCCAGUCGCAGGCACGAUCUUGAAGCGACUGCGGAAGCAGCACAACUCAUGUUGGAAGGGGUUCAAAAGGACGGUGUAGUUUUGGAGACCAGGGCUUAUUCUGUGAUGGUGUACGCUUUAUCCCAGGAUACCACUACCGACGGCGUCAUGAAAUUCCUUAAAUCGAUCAAAAGAGCAAACGCAGCCGGUCCUUCCAACGACGACAGCAGCUACUACAAUGUACAUAUUUAUACAUCUUUAAUUUCAAGCUUGGCACAAAAAGGCGACGCCGCCAAUGCGAAACGCUUAUUUGACGAAAUGAAACGACAUGGUAUCUGGCCGAACAGCGUGACCUAUGCAGCAUUACUGGACGCGUACGGUCGAGCGGGCGAUUUCGACAGUGCGGUCAAAUUACUGAACCAUCGAUCCAAAGACAGAAUCAAUCAGUUGCCCAAUCCAGUCAUGGCCACCUCGAUCCUGGUCAACAGUAUUCGACACGGACGGUUGGAUUUGGCGGAAGAACUCGUAAGUCAAUGGUUCGAGGAGAGAAACAUGGACGUUCGGAAAAUGGACGAUCAGUUUCGGGCCGCGUUGAUGUGGGUCAAGGUCAAGCGAGCGUUGGACGAAGGCCGAGCAUUUUUCGAUCGAUUAUGCGACGAGAAUGCGGAACUUGUCAACGAGAUCAUGGUCAACCAUCUCGUGAUAGCAUCUGGCGAAGCGGAAAAUGUCGAUCAGGUUUACGAAAAUUUCGGCUUACACAAGAUGUUGAAUUCCGACACGGCGCCGUCUCUGAGAGCACAACAUCAUCUGAUUGACGCUUUAUUCAAAUGUCGCGAGAUCCCGGCCGCUUUGUCAGCGUUUGCACUGAUGCGCAAGAAUGGAGUACCGGACGAUAUCACGUUGGCGAUGGUGAUACGAGGCUUAGUAUUGAAUAACGAGGUCAACAUCGCGUACCGUGUGUUCAUGGCGAUCAAGCGAGAUGGAAUCGAACCGAAUCUGCGUGCCUACAGUAGUUUGCUAAAGGUUUGUGGAAAAAAGGCCGAUAGAUCAACUCGCAAGACCUCCGGUGUACCGGCCGACGUAUUGGAAGCGAUUGGUCUUUCGGACGCCGACGGUGUCACUACCAUACCAAUGAACAACUCAUCGCAUGCCUAUCGCCUCUUUCAACAAAUGACCACCUACCACAACCCGGAUCUUUACACUUAUACCACCUUAAUAUCAUGCUUUGCCAAAGAAAACAUUGGUAGAGCCAUCGGCAUUUUCAAACACAUGUGCUCGGAAGGACUGAAACCCAGCGUUGUCACUUACACCGCUUUGAUGCAAGGUUGUUCGAUUUUCCGAAGUGCGGAAAUGGCUCUCUUGGUCUAUCAACAUAUGCAAGCUCAGGAUGUGACCCCCAAUAGGCUUACCUGGCAUUAUUUACUGAAGGCCCUGGCACGAUCGAAAGUACCGAAAUCUGAAGUGGACAAAAUUGCAAAGAUAGCAAGAAAGGCAAUGCAGAGCACCACAUAG
Radiomyces spectabilis is the source of this 2064-nucleotide messenger RNA. RefSeq lists its product as uncharacterized. Gene Ontology annotation, molecular function: protein binding. NCBI's taxonomy places the organism in Eukaryota, Fungi, Mucoromycota, Mucoromycetes, Mucorales, Radiomycetaceae. The coding region runs from base 1 to 2064 and encodes 687 amino acids. The record is from RefSeq and is a predicted model, not a curated record. The transcript has a single exon.